Molecule: messenger RNA, 1118 nt
Organism: Durusdinium trenchii
Lineage: Eukaryota; Dinophyceae; Suessiales; Symbiodiniaceae
Source: the annotation of a GenBank genome assembly
CUUCGAAUUUCGCUUGAAAAACAUUUUCGAAGCGGUCCUGAGCUUCGCUGAUUCCGAUGCGGCGGCUUUGGUUGGCUUUCCCCUUGCUGGCUCUUUGGCGGGUGCACUUUCCCCGCGCCUUCACUGAGCUGCGGCUUCGACGUAGAGAUUGCUACGCUGGUGCCUUGCUUUUCAGCCAACAAGCAUCAGCGGAGGAGGGGUCCGACCUCUCCCAGUUCAUUCGCUUUGUCGAGCAGGACCAGAUUGGUUGGCAGAUCAAACUGCCCAAAGAUUGGAUCACAAUUCGCAAGGAGGCGGCGCCCAAAGGCUCUGAAGGUGGCGCCAAGUCGUUGCUCUUUUCGGGUGGACCCACCCAGAAGUCUGAAAUCAAAGUUCUCCGAGCUUCCGUGGGAAGUAGCAAGUCCAAUACUCUGGAUUUCUUCCUGUCCAAAGCGCCCACUAUGACGAAGGAGGAGGCCGCAGAGGCUUUGAGCAAGAGCUAUGAGAAGAAGCCAUCGACCUUCCGCUUCAAACUUCUGAAAUCCAAAGUGGUGGACCGCAGCAGUGGGCGGAUCCUGAGGCGUGUCAGCGCUCCAGACUCCCCACGCAUUGCUUCCUACUCUUUUAAAAAUUAUUGUUAUUCCUUUCAUCUCUUUGAUAAAGUGCUGUCAAGUCCAAGGUCCAAGACCCUUAGAAAGGUCAAAUCGAGUGGAGUUUCGAGAUGUCUCGAGUCAUCUCUGAGGUAUGGCUUCAGCGUUGCACGCUGUGAAGGCGCACAGGCAGAGAUUGAAGGCCAGCGAGCCUGCGUCAAGCCGGGCACUGAGGACAAACUCGAAGCAAUUGCGAGGCAUUGGGAGGUGGCCACAACGGUGACCUCCACCGAUGGCCAUGAGCCGUAUGCUCUUUGGAUUGUGGAAUGCAGUGUGCCUUCUGAAAGCUGGAAAGAAGAGGCGCCGCAAAUCAAAGAAAUCGUGGACAGCUUUGGUGUUGGGACCAAGGCCCAGCUUGAUGAGCUCACAUGAGAUGAUGAAGUCGUCUCUGAAGAAAAGGCAAUCCAACUAGCUCAGAGUGACCAUGACAACAGAAGUGGACAAGUAUAGCCGCAUAGCCAAGGGGACACAAGGGACGGAAAGAAGGGG